Asterias rubens (European starfish) is the source of this 2168-nucleotide messenger RNA. RefSeq names its product contactin-associated protein like 5-3-like. Lineage: Eukaryota; Metazoa; Echinodermata; Asteroidea; Forcipulatida; Asteriidae. The coding region runs from base 34 to 456 and encodes 140 amino acids. The record is from RefSeq and is a predicted model, not a curated record. The transcript is spliced from 3 exons.
UUUACACACAUACCACCCACGAUCCCUGGGGUCAUGACUGAGGUUGAUUCCGACCCGUACGAUGUGAAUAUUGCUUAUUCAGUUCCUAUGGAUCAGAUAACAUCUCUAAUUGGCCAAUCAACACGUUGCAGGCAGAAUCUCGUGGCAGAGUGCAAAAACGCUAAGAUUUGGAACGGGGACAAUCAGCUGGCCUGGUGGGUGUCACGUGAUGGUGCCCGGAUGAUGAACUGGGGCGGAUCCAAGAAUUUCGAGGGAUGCCUUUGCUCUGUGGAUAACGAUUGCGAGUUGGGGCACCGUUGUAACUGUGGUGCUAGACCUGACGUCUGGAAAACCGACGGUGGAUUUCUGACCGACAAAACCAAGCUACCCGUGAGCGCGCUUCACUUCGGGAGUGCAGCGCCCCCAAAAGAGAUGCGGUACAAGCUCCAAAGCCUUCAGUGCUAUACAGGCCCGUGAGAAAGUAGACUGACUGACACGUCGUUGGUUGGUGUAUAUUUUCGUCCUGCCACAGUCGCAGUCGCAGUGCGAUUUACAUUCAUGCAACGGCCGUAGGUAGCGCACUGACUUUCGCAAACAUUAUUUUGGUCGAGGUUAUGUUUACUAAUAACAACAUUUUAAUUGGCAAAAAAAAACCAGCCAAUUGUGACUUUAAGUAUCUCUAUAUAUUAUCUCUUGUUGUUUAACGUAAAUACAACUAUAUACCGUAAAAUCGUCUUGUCGCUAUACAGUUCAUUGUACGAAAUGGGAGUCAGACUUUUUUGCACUUUUUUUGCGCCAAACUUAGAUGUAGAAGCAUUUUUCUUUUCUUUGUUUUAGACAUAUUAUUAAUAGUCAUAUAUAGCUAUGGUAAGAUCCCUUCCCAUAAAUAGCUAAUAUAUAUAGCUAUAAAUCAUGCAGCCACCAUCUUGGCCAUAAUCCCUGUAUCCUAUAGCAAUAAAAGAUGCUAACGUUCAUUGUACAAACAGGAACCAGACUAUUUCUUCUUCCAACCUCAGUUAGUUACAUUGAUUCGAAUGGGAGAUAAUCACGCCAUGACAGAGGAUGCCGAAUUCAGGGCCACCGGUAGUUUAGAAACCGGUGUUUAUAAAAACAAACAAGCACAAUAAUUAAAACCCAAUAAUACAACAUCUGAUCGGACUUGGGCUAAUUAUCUUAGCCUCUAUACAAUACACGGAGGCCGCAAGUAAUCUUAAAUAAUCGACCACUAGUUCCUUAUUCAAAAUGAUAAUGAAACACUGAACGAAUAAUCGAUAACUGGAAGUCCAGAUGAUGUUGAGCAUUCAGACUCAACUUCGCCCCUUUCUAAAAAAAAAUACCAGCUUAAAUCUCGUGCAGAUAAAUCCAUUUUGAGUGGGGCGCCCUCUCCUACAUGCCCAAAUUGGGGGGGGGGAGUGCUCUUUGAACCUCCACUAUCCAGAUUAAAUUUUGGCCCAAUUUUAUAGAACUGCUUAUCAGCACAACAAGUAACUAAGCACAACAACAUUAUGCUUACCAGAUUAAGGUUACCGGCCAAACUACAAUGUCACAUGUACAAUUUGUGACUGGUAUCCUGCUCAUUUUUACGGCGGGACAUUUUUAAACAAAAUAUUCUGCUUAAGCGCCUCUAGAAACUGGUCCUAGGCCUUGUUUUCAUUUUCUAUUUCCACGGUAUUAUCUAAGUCGGGAUACAUGAUCAAGUCUGUAGCUUUAGGUUAAAGUUCAAUGUAUAAAUCAUCGGAGUGUGAAUAAUUAUCUUUUUUGUUGAGAUGCGAUAAAAUCAUUUGAAAAACAGAACUAGAGGUUCGAACAAAAUAGUUAUUAACACUUCUAACUUAACACUUCUAAACGUAAACUUACAAAAUAUUAAUACUAGAGACAAGUCACAGAGAUCCAUCGUGUUUAUUUAAUAGAAAAGGGCAUCAGACAACAAUUGACGCCUGUAUAAAAAAGGGUUAGAAUAACAAUACAAUUUAUGCUAAUACCUGUUCUCCAAUUUGACUCCUGAGUUGUAGUGAGUAAUUAAUUUUAAUGAAGUACAUGUAGUACAAAGAUAAGUACUUGUGCGUGUUGGAUUUGGGCCCAAUAACAGUUGUUCUUUCAUUCACAUGUAUUCGAGGCACUGGACACCACUAUUGGUAAUUACUCAAAAUAGUUGUUAGAGCAUGGUAACGAGCAAUGGCGAGCUGAUG